AUGGGAGGAGCUGUGACCACAGCUCUGUCAGCUUUGUCAAAGGAGCUCCAGUGCUCAAUCUGUCUGGAUGCGUUCACUGAUCCACUCAGCACUCCAUGUGGACACAACUUCUGUAAGAGCUGCCUGAACCAGUGCUGGAACAACAGCCAAACCUACAACUGUCCAUUCUGUAAAGACACAUUCAGUUACAGACCAGAGCUCAAGAUCAACACAGCACUCAGACAGCUUGUGCAGGUGUUUAGGCAGAAUGUUCCUGAGAAAAAAUCUGAAGUUCUCUGUGAUAUUUGUGAUGGUAUGAAGAUGAAAGCCUUUAAGAUUUGUCUGACGUGUCAGAGCUCAUACUGUGAAACUCACCUGGAGCCUCAUCAGAGAGUCCCAAAUUUGAAGAAACACACAUUGAUUGAUCCUGAGGGGAAUGUUGAGAAUUAUAUAUGCAAGAAACAUGAGAAACCUCUGGAGUUGUUCUGUAGAGAUGAUCAGACAAGUGUGUGCUCUCUAUGUGCUGUGACAGACCACAGGAAUCACAACACUGUUGUUGUGGAAGUGGAGAGCAAAGAGAAGAAGCCUCAGCUGAUAAAGAUACAAACAGAUGUGCAGCAGAUGAUCCAGGACAAAUUGAAAAAAAUUCAAGAGAUCAGACACCUAGAAGAACUCAGAAUGAUAACAUCAGAGAAAGAGAAGGCUGAGAGCACUGAGCUCUUUGCUGAUCUGAUACGCUGCAUUAAAAUAUGUCAAUCUGAGCUGUUGGAGAUGAAGGAACAAAAGCAGAAAGCUGCAGAGAAGCAGGCCCAAGAGCUGAUUAAAGAUCUGGAGCAGGAGAUCACUGAGCUGAAGAGGAGAGAUGCUGAGCUGGAGCAGAUCUUACACACUGAGGAUCACCUGCACCUCCUGCAGAUUUACCCAGAGCUGAGCAAACCUCCACACACCAGCAGCUGGACUCACGUCAGUAUCAGUGACACUCAGCUGAGUGUGGAGACUCUGAGGAAAACUCUUACACAGCUGCAAGACACUCUCAAUGACAAACUCAGCACAAGUGUGCUGAAGACGAUGCAGCAACAUGCAGUGGAUGUGACUCUGGAUCCUAACACAGCUCAUCCAAAACUCAUCCUGUCUGAUGAUGGAAAACAAGUGACCUUUGGAGACAAAGAACUUAAACUCUUAAACAACCCAGAGAGGUUUGAUUGUUGUCCAUGUGUCCUGGCAAAAGAGAGAUUCAGCUCAGGGAGAUUUUAUUUUGAGGUGCAGGUAAAAGAAAAGACUGAUUGGGAUUUAGGAGUGGUCAGAGAAUCCAUUAACCGGAAGGGAGAUAUCACAGCUGCACCUGAGGCUGGAUACUGGAUUAUAAUGCUGAGGAAUGAGAAUCAGUAUCUUGCAAUUGAUUCUUCUUCUGUCUCUCUGUCUCUGAGAGUGAAGCCUCAGGUUGUGGGUGUGUUUGUGGAUUAUGAGGAGGGUUUGGUCACUUUUUAUGAUGUGGAGUCCGGGUCUUUUAUUUAUUCUUUCACUGGUCAAACUUUCUCUGAGAAACUCUCUCCAUAUUUUAGCCCUUAUCAAAAUAAUGGAGGUAGAAACACAGCUCCACUGAUCAUCUCACAUGUCAGAAAGAAUGAAUGAUUUUAUAACCAAAAUACAGAUGUGAGGUUACUGCUUUCAAAUGAAAGAACAUGUCUUUUUCUAUUUUGUGAAUUUGUGAAAGUUAGGUUUAUGGUGUAUCUGAUGUAUCUUUAUAUUGAUUUCUUUAAACAUGUACAUGUUCAUAAAUCAAUGUAAUUGGAAUAAAAAUGUUAUUAAUA
Molecule: messenger RNA, 1790 nt
Organism: Danio rerio (zebrafish)
Lineage: Eukaryota; Metazoa; Chordata; Actinopteri; Cypriniformes; Danionidae
Source: RefSeq, a predicted model, not a curated record